CUGAUCUUCCCAUCUGCGGCACGCGCUGCUUCAAAGAGCUCCUUCAGAAAGCGCUUCCAUUCUUUUACCACAAUUUCUGGCAUGGGCAAAGCACAAGUUUUCCACCCAGGGCAACUGAGUUAGAGAAGUACCAGGGCUUGCUGAAGGUUGCCCAGUUUGCAAAUGUCCAAGGCCACCCUGUGCGACUCUGGAGUUACCCCAAAAGUCAUCUCCUUCGGCUCCUGCAGGUGGAUGACCCCCCGGAGCCAGUGUACGCGAAUGUAGAGAGGCAACCUCGGGCCACUUCGCCGCGCUCCGCUGCAGUUCCUCCUCGGCUCAGCCCAGUGUGGGAGACGCACACCGACUCGGGCACUGGGCGCCCCUACUACUAUAACCCCGACACGGGCGUGACCACCUGGGAGUCACCCUUUGAGGCCUCUGAAGGCGCCACCAGUCCGGCCACCUCCCGAGCCUCUGUGGGCAGCGGGGAGAGCCUGGAGACAGAGUGGGGCCAGUACUGGGAUGAGGAGAGUCGCAGGGUGUUUUUCUACAACCCUUUGACGGGUGAGACUGCCUGGGAGGACGAGACUGAGGACCUGGAGGAGGAGCCCCAGGAACCGCUGGAGAUGCAACCCAGCCUGAGCCAGCGAAGCCCGGGACUUCAGAGGCCCCCGACUCCUGAAACAGACUACCCCGAAUUGCUGAGUAAUUACCCCGAAGAGGACUAUUCUCCUGUGGGCUCCUUCAGUGAUCCUGGCACCACUUCUCCCGUGGCUGCACCCCGUGGCUGGUCCUGUCACAUUACCGAAGACAAGCAGACGCUGUACACCAACCAGUUCACUCAAGAGCAGUGGGUGAGGUUGGAGGACCAGCAUGGGAAGCCAUAUUUCUGCAAUCUAGAGGACUCCUCUGUGCAGUGGGAGCUGCCCCAGGUCCCCAUCCCCGCCCCUCGGAGUGGUCGCAAAUCAAGCCAGGAUAGUGACACUCCAGCCCAGGCUAGCCCUCCAGAGGAGAAGAUCAAGACCCUGGACAAGGCCGGAGUGCUCCAUCGUACCAAGACAGUGGACAAGGGGAAGAGACUUCGGUGAGGGCCUGUCCAGACCCCAAGCGUGGCAGAGUUGAUGAUCCAGUUCCCCAAGUGCUAAGUCCCCUUUUGCCACACUCUUACUAAUCCUCGUGGUGACCAUGCAAAGUCCUGUGAGGAAACUGAGGCACAUAAGGUUCCUUGCCUGCCAGCUAUUAUGUGGUGGGAAUCCAAUUCUGUGGGGGUGA
Molecule: messenger RNA, 1251 nt
Organism: Alexandromys fortis (reed vole)
Lineage: Eukaryota; Metazoa; Chordata; Mammalia; Rodentia; Cricetidae
Product: rho GTPase-activating protein 27-like
Exons: 5
Biological process (GO): regulation of GTPase activity
Cellular component (GO): cytoplasm
Molecular function (GO): protein binding
Source: RefSeq, a predicted model, not a curated record